Diachasmimorpha longicaudata is the source of this 2814-nucleotide messenger RNA. RefSeq names its product protein spaetzle 4 (gene spz4). Bases 362 to 1801 code for a protein of 479 amino acids. Gene Ontology annotation, molecular function: Toll binding; growth factor activity. Gene Ontology annotation, cellular component: extracellular region. The transcript has 6 exons. Gene Ontology annotation, biological process: innate immune response; central nervous system formation. The record is from RefSeq and is a predicted model, not a curated record. NCBI's taxonomy places the organism in Eukaryota, Metazoa, Arthropoda, Insecta, Hymenoptera, Braconidae.
CGUUUUCACUCUGAACACAGUGUGGCAAUCAUUCGUUUCUUGUUCUUCAAAUUCUGUGAAAUUUUUAAUUAUCUCGUUUCUCCAUGUCCAUAUUACUUACUGUAUCCCCUUCCUCUAUUUUCCGAAAGAAUUGGACCGGGAAGGGAAUUAUAGGUGGUGGUAGCCAGUGAUCAAAGCUUACUCUGCCACUGCGGAAGUAUUUUUCUCCGUUCAAAAUUCACCAGUGUUAAACAUAUUACAUUUCAUACUAGACUAGACAUUCGGAUAUCGAUAGGCAAUCUAUUGCUCAAGAAAAAAGCACUAGAAAGAUUUUCAACGAAAAAUUGGUAAAAUUGUUAUUCAUUUUUAUUACAGCGUGAGAAUGAAGUGCAUAAAUUUGACAGUUGUAGUCGUGCUGAAUAUCCUACCUGCUGUUCUCGGGCAAUUUAAUUCUGGGGGACCAAACACUUUUAAUUAUGAUGCAUCAUCAGCAUGUAGCAAACCGUAUUCGCGUAGAGGAAGAGAGCAUUAUGAAAAACUUCCAUGUGAUUUUCGACGACAGAAUUGGUGUACAAUUGCUGGUAGCAAUUAUCCCUGGCAUGCUGUCAGACGAUUUGUCUAUGAAAACCAAGGACUAAUGCGACGAAUGUACGGAGAUGAAAAGCACAUAAAUGUGCUGAAGAAUGAGCUUAAAAAAAAUGACAUCGAAUUAGAAUAUGAAGACAACUAUCACAGAUACUUUGACGAUUUCCAACGAUCUAUGCAUGAUGAUCAAUAUGAAUUUGAGGGAUAUGAGAAGGAGAACAUUCAUGAAUAUCAAGCUCGGGCAUUUGCCAGUGAAUCACCGAAACAACGGCCAUACCCACGAUUCUCUUUCCAUCCAUCAGAAACAACUAUUACCAGUAGCACGACGUCUCAGACGUCACCUUCACCGACCGAAUUUCAUUUCCCAGGCUCGGAAUCAAUGGUGACAGAAACAACCUCAACAACUGUGGAAUCUUUAACAAAGUCUUCCAUUGAUGUGACUGAAACAAAAGAAAAAAUUAUUGGAAAAACGUCAACAAUAUCAGGGGUGACUUUGUCGGAAAUAGCUCACGUGAAAAAUGCGAGCUUUAAUGAAAUUCCUGGAGCCUUAAAAGCAGAUAAAGAAAAUAUUUCAACUAGCACAACAACAGAGUGGCCCAGUGAAGUAGAAGGAGUGCAUGUCGAAACUACUAUAGAGCAAAAUGGAACCACAAGACUACCAACUGUGUCUUCGAUAGACCCAAUUAACCAACUGUCUGGAGAGGAAAAUAAAAUGCAAUCAUCUGUGGAUGAGAAUCAACAACAAUUUCGACCGCGUCCGGAAUAUCAUUUACCUGAAGCUCAACUCGAUGGUACAAAUGUUGAGGGACAACUUUUUCAAGACUUUGUUGUUAAAGAUCAGCAAGAACAACCAGUUCUCAAACUUCGUGGAGUAAAUGCUUGUCCUGUGAAGGAUGAAGUAGUUGCCCCCUUCUGGGCGAACAAUACAAAGGGUGAAAUUCUUGCUUUACUCAAUCUCUACCCCUUCGAGCAAUUUCUUCAUUGGGAAAAAUGCACAGAUGAGAAUAAACAAAUGUAUUGUCGUGAGGGCUGUAAAUGCGAGCAACAAUACCGGCUGUACCGGCUUCUCGCUUAUGAUCCAAACAAUGAAUGUCGUGGCAUCUUCAGCGAUUGGUUUAAAUUCCCAAGCUGCUGUGUAUGUAGAUGUUACGAUCUUCCGAUUGAAUUCCGAGUGACAUCAAGAUCACCCCGGGCUCGUAAACAAACUCUCAAGAUACGUUCACCCAGCCGUCAAUGAUGUUCAUUUACUAAGGGAGAAUUAAAACGACAAAAAAAACGUUCAAGGCUAGUGAAUUGAAAAAAAAGCAAACAUUAAAAUAUUGCUACUGUUAUAUUUAUAUGCCACCCAUUGUUUAUUGAAAUAUAUCGUCUGAAAUAACACUAUAUACACUUGAAUAACUUAGCGACGAGUUUAUCAGAAUUUAUUUUUUACUUUAUCGCACAAACUUCCACACGUACUUCGUGGAACUAUUGAAUUAUUAGUUUGUUUCAUUCAUUCAGUGGUGUCUUCACUUGAUUUAUUUAUUUAUUCUUUGAAUUGUUGACGUUUUAUCAUGAAUCGGAAUAAAAUUCACAAGUAGAGAGUUGAGAUAUUUGGUAAACGAACCAUUACUGGAGAGAAUAUUAAAAGAUACUCAAUUAUUAUUUGGUUCGACGUUUGCCUUUUACUCAGCCAUAACUUGGUUUCUCAACUCCUACCAUAAUUUGAUAUGAUACGAUGAAAAGUUGAAGAUAUAUCUCAUUGAAAUUGUUGACGUUAUUCAUAUAAUAUCAAGUAGUACGAUUGUUACAUAUUAAAUAAUUAUCCUGAUAUGAAAUAGGGCUGUGGCGAAGUAUAUAAAAUUGAUGAGCACUUAUAGUUCUUAUUAAUCAUAUCAAUGAUGGACUAAUGAUAAAUAGGAAACCCAGCAUGACAGUGCUUUACUUAUUGCGAACUUUAAACAUCCAAUAUUUUCAUAAAAAAUAUAGAAGCUAGUUCAGAACAAUUUGCCAUUAUCUUAUGAAUUACGAAACAAUGUUCAUUAUUAAUGUAGUGUACAAUUAGAAAAUAUUUAAUCUCUCUUUCGUCUUGUAACAUUAACGAUUGAAAAUAGUUAACUUAUAAAUUGCAAUUGCCAUUUUAUCAUGAUCACAACGUUAUAUUUUGAGUGAGCAAGAACAUUUAUAUAUAAUACUGUGAGAGCCUGCUGCUGGUCCCUGCCAAUGUACAACGAAGAAAAAAAAAUGAAAUAAAUCCAAUUAAUGAACUCA